AUGGCAUUAUUGGAGGCAAUUCAGCGAAAUAUCAGCAGGCAUGGCUUGUUACCGGCUUUGGUGCGGUCUUUGCCUAAAGUUUCUUCCAUUUUGACUCUCUUAGGGUUGAUAUGGAUUCUUGUUUUACCAUUAGAGGGCCAAUUUCGUUCCACAUACAUCUCGGAAAACGCGUUGAUGCCAUCGCAGGCGUACUCUUUCUUUAGAGAAUCAGAGUGGAAUUUUGUGAGAGGCUAUAGAGACCAGAUCAUUGAACAUAUUGGCGAUUCAAUGGAGGACCGACAUGCGAUGGUUUCUGGCUGGAUGGACACCAUAGGUUACAAAACCUUUCAACACAGAUCAGAGAAACAACUGGUCUCUACAUAUGGAAUCUACCACGUUCCUAAGGGAGAUGACACCGAAGCAAUGGUUAUUGUUGCUCCUUGGAGAACAAGUGAGGGCGAGCCCAACAUUGGCGGAUUGGCUCUCACAAUGGGGUUGAUUCGCUACUUCCAUCGACUGUCUAUAUGGUCCAAGAAUAUCAUUGUGGUUUUCCCCGAGGACGGCCAAGAUACACUUCGGAACUGGGUCGAUGCGUAUCAUACAACGCUGGACGAGACUGCAGGCUCCAUCGAGAGUGCUAUAGUGAUUGAAUAUCCUUCGGAGAGCGACGGACUUGACUAUGUCGAGCUCGAUUACGUUGGAGUGAACGGCCAAUUACCAAACCUUGACCUGAUAAACUGCGCGGUCAUGAUUAGUGAGCACGAAGGGUUUAGAGUUUCUCUCCACAACACUCCAAAGGGACAACUUUGGGCGAACGACUACUCCAGCAGACUCACCACUCUGUUGAAAGGCAUAUACGCGAUGGCUACUGCGGGAAUCCUGCCCGAAGUCGGCGGAGGCAAUGGAUGCGAGGCAUUCAGUGGCUGGAACAUUCAAACGGUCCUUUUCAAAGCUCGUGGAACAGAGGGCCGCGAUAUCACCACAUUGGGAAGAGUUAUCGAGGCCUGUUUCAGAGCAGUCAACAACCUACUGGAGAAGUUCCACCAGUCUUUCUUCUUUUACUUGCUUCUUGCGCCUGCCAAGUUUGUCUCUAUUGGAAACUAUUUGCCGGCUGCCGUUCUAACUGCGGCCAGUUUUGUUGUUUCUUCGGCCAGUGCCAUUUUGACCAACAACAACGUCAACAAUGCGCUCUCCAACUUUAACGAUGCGAAACUCAAGGUCGACACCAUUCCUCUCAUUUACGGACUGUCAGUCUUUGCGGCCACCAUCUUGGUGUCCAUAGUGUUUGGAACGUCUCUUAUGCGUCUUUCCCUUUUGCUACCUCUAGAUACCAACAGACAACUAUACACACAAAUCACAUGGGGAUUGAUCAUACUGAGCGUUGUUGUCUCAUCUAUUCCUUUGUUGCUGAGAUACCGACUACAGCCAUCCACAGGGGUUUCUCAGUUUGUCAGGAUUAUCAACGGCUGUUCACUAUUUUAUCUUGCAUUUGCACUUGUCAGUUUACUUGUGCUCCAUUUCUCGUUGAGUUUCCUGAUCUCGAUUGCCGCUUUCCCACUAACGUUCAUCAGAUACGGGCCAAUAGGUUCCAAUCGCAAAAACAGCUUAUGGCUGGUCCUGUCUUCUCCAUUUUUGUGGCUAGCUAUUCUUGGAAUUGCGCGCAAGCUGGAGUUCCAGCUGGAUGUGCUGCGAAACCUGAUCCAGUACUGGAGCUUCCCGCUCAUGCAGCGCGAGAUACAGAGUAAGAUACUCGAUGUGAACUGGCUGGACCCAGAGCUAUUCCAAGGUCCGGUUGAGAUGUUCUAUGGACUCAUCACCGGAUACAGACGUAUCCAGAACUGGACGUGGAUUAUUGUGAGUUUUGGAAAGUUAAUUAGAAACCGCAAACUCUAUUAUCACUCACUUCUAUUUGUGUUGUUUGACAAACUUCUCGUGGAAGGUCUUCCAGUCCUCGAUCCAGGCGGUUCCUGGAGCAAGGAACGUGGUUCUGAUGUGCCAGGUGCCUUCGACCUGGCCGAAACCAGAGCCUGGAACGGUACAGAUACCGGUGUUUUCCAGCAGUUGGGCGCAGUAGUAUUCGUCUGGCUCCAUGCCGAGCUUGGCAGCCUCAGCGUACACUUUUUCACUCAAAGUCAGGCUUGGGAACAAGUACAUGGCACCCUCUGGCUGCUGGCACGAGACACCCUCCAUGGUGUUGAAGGCCUCGUACAGCUUGGACGAUCUCUCUCUAAGAGCGUCGGAAAUAGCCUGAGUUUCUUUCUUGUACAGUUCGUAGGACUCCUGGCCUUCGGUUGGAGGGUUGAUCAUGAGCUCCACCAAGGCUUGGCCAGCAACAGGCGGACACAACGAGAUGGAAGCCAGUUUCAGCAGCUGUGCACGCACAGACUCCUCGAACCCAACCAGCUCCAUGUAGCCACCUCUUUGGCCACACUCACCGGAAACACCCUUCGAAGUGGAGUGCAACGAGGCGAGCUGGACCUUAUCGAACUUACCGGAUCGGUCGAGUUCCUUAAGCUGGCUCAACACCUUCUUGACAGACACAAACUCGCCCUUGAACACGUUUUCCUGGUACACCUCGUCUGCAAUGACCACGAGGCCGUGUUCUGCGGCGACGGCCAGCAGGUCGGCAAUGGUUUCUGGCUUCAAGAUGGCACCGGUUGGGUUUCCCGGGUUGAUCAGCACCAAACAGCGGGCCUCGACUCCCUGGGCUUUGGCGUCCUGAACGAUCUUGGCGAUACUCGAUGCGUCGAUCGACCAGUCGUCCGACUCGUUGAGGAACGACAGCAGGUUCAGCAAGUACGAGACGGCGCUGGACGCACCGGCCGUCAAGAAGAUAUCGUCAGGGCUGCUUUUGUAGCCGUCUCUUUUGGAGAUGAAGUUUGCAACACUCUCUCUAAGAUAAGGAACACCUUGGGAAUGGGAAUAAGCACCGACGGAGCCAAUGCUUUCGAGCAUCUUCUUGGCUCUCUCGACAAGAUCCUUCGGGAAAGUGUCAACAACGGCUUUGUUGUCCAUCAGUUCUGGAUACUCCAACAAACUCAGAACCUGUCUGUAGAAAGUGAGGGGUUUUUGGUCCAACUGCUGAGGGUUACCAAUAUUGGCAUUGAUGAUUUUGUCAAAGGGCACAGACGACGGGUCCUGGGCCAAUUGGGCCCUCAGUUCCUCGGCUCUGAUCGGGAUUCUGCCUCUAACAGCAUACUUUGCGUUCAAAGCGUUUGGGUUCAGGUCCGAGUCAACUAG
Molecule: messenger RNA, 3219 nt
Organism: Ogataea philodendri
Lineage: Eukaryota; Fungi; Ascomycota; Pichiomycetes; Pichiales; Pichiaceae
Exons: 3
Coding region: 1-3219 (1072 amino acids)
Biological process (GO): attachment of GPI anchor to protein
Cellular component (GO): membrane; GPI-anchor transamidase complex
Source: RefSeq, a predicted model, not a curated record